AUGAACCAACUUGCCGACACAGUUUCAUCUUCUGGCUACAACUCUGACGUCUGGAUUGGUCUGUACAGUGUAGUUGACUGGAGGUGGUCAGACGGCUACAGAGGGAGUGGAGCGGAAUAUAGGAACUGGCAAAACCGUAUUGACAAUGAACCAGACUUUUACUCAUUCUAUCAAUUCUGUGUGAACAUUGGAAGCGCCGGAGGGUGGUGGGAUGAUUCAUGCUCAAUAUCCUACCCAUUUAUCUGUUACAGAGGAACACAGCUGGAGCCUCAGUUUGUUUUAGUCCCGAAUGGAAAGAAUUGGUCCGAUGCUCAGAGGCACUGCAGGGAGAAUUUCAUAGAUCUGGCCACUGUGAGGAGCGACACUGAGAACCAGGAGAUCCACAACUUGGUGCCGAGUGAUGCCUGGGUGUGGAUUGGUUUGUCCAGAGAUCCCAACAUGUACUGGUCAGAUGGGAGUGGCUACACAUUUAGCUUCUUGUCCACAGGUUCAAUCGACAUUAGCUCGACGAGCGUCAUAUGUGGUACAGCUCAGCAGAAAUCAGGAAAGCUGAGGCACUGUGAAUCUAGAUUUCCAUUUGUCUGCUACAGCGUCCCUCCACCUCCACCAGUAAUGAGACAGGUGGUAAAGCUGAGAAUCGAGCCAGACGACCCCUCUGUGGAUCUGAAUGACCCUGCUGUGAAAGCAAACAUCCUAAAAAAGCUCCAGGACAGGCUGAAGGAGAAAGGAAUGAGUGGAGUCACCCUGAAGUGGAGAGAGCAGCCUGAUGGGAAAGUCAUCCACAAGGAGAAAAAAACUUCACAGAAGAAAACUGAGCUCUGAAACUGCUGGAGUGGUGUUCACACUUCAGAAUCAGAAUCAGAAUCAGAAAACCUUUAUUGUCCCUUGCAAGAAGCAAUUGAAAUUUGUCUUUGACGUGCUCACAAAUGUACUUAGAAUAAAAACACAAGUUAACACACAACAUCAAUGCAGAAUAAAUAUAGUGAGGACAUUAAAAGAUUUCAUUGUGAGUUGUUGAUGAUGUUGAUGGCGGAUGAAAGUUUGUUCUUGGCCAAGGGACCCUGUAUCUAUGGCCUGAAGGAAGGAGUUGAAAUGAGUUGUGGAGCGGAUGUGAAGGGUUGUGUAUG
Molecule: messenger RNA, 1127 nt
Organism: Epinephelus lanceolatus (giant grouper)
Lineage: Eukaryota; Metazoa; Chordata; Actinopteri; Perciformes; Serranidae
Source: RefSeq, a predicted model, not a curated record